AUGUUUUAUUCUUAACAUCCAUAUGAUUAACCAAUAAAGUAAUUACUAUUAUUUAUAAUCCAGCUACAUUCCAUAAGCAUAUCCCAUGUAUUAUGAGCAUUAUUAGCCAUACCAAUAACAUUUUGAACCAUAUUAAGUUUUAUCAAAUGUUAUACCUAUCACAGAACCCAUACAAUCAACUAUAAUCUAUCCAAAAGAAACAGUAAUUGAAAGAUAUCCUCCUCUAUAAAUGCCAAAAUAAGUCUAAAUUGAAAAUCCUUAAAAAGAAAAAAAGAAGAAUUUUUUUAAUUUGGAUAACAAUCCUUAUUUGUUUUCCUCUGUUACAAUGAGAAAUUAUUAGUAAUAAUUACCACCUUAAGGAUAUCAAUAAUAAUCUAAUGAUACAAAUUAAAUAUUAUUGUAAACAAAUAGAUUGGAAAGCACUUAACGAUAUUAAGAAACUUAAAAUUAAUCAAUUUAACAGAAAAAUCUAAGUACAUCAGAAUCAGCAAGAAUAUUUUAUCCACCUUAACCUAUCUAAUAAUAAUCAAUUAAUAAUAAUUUUGAUUAGAAUCUAUAAACUACUUAAAAUUAUCCUAUAUAAAAUGUUUAAUAGUCUAAAAUAUUAGAAUAGAAAGAUUAUAUUGUUUAAUAAUAGAAUCUUCCAAUUAAUUAAUAAAUACCUCCUCCUAUUUAAACUUAGAGUUUGCACCCUUAAUAUAAAACUACAGCUCAAUUUUAACCAUAAUUAUCCAAAACUUUAAAUGAUUAACCUCCAAGAUAAAUGAAUGAAUCAAGAUCUUCUAUUAUUCAAUCAACUAUUGUAAUUUAUAAUAUAAAUUUAUAGUAAUACAAUGCCCCAAAAUAAAGACCAGGACUCAAUUUAGACUUGAAUUUAUAUAAAUCAUCAAGUUAAAGCCUUUCACAAUCUAAAUUAAGAAGAUCUAAAAUUUUUGAUUGA
Molecule: messenger RNA, 940 nt
Organism: Paramecium primaurelia
Lineage: Eukaryota; Ciliophora; Oligohymenophorea; Peniculida; Parameciidae
Source: the annotation of a GenBank genome assembly